AUGUACCUCUUCCUUGGAGGUAAGGGAGAAGAUCAGCUGAACUAUACCUAUACCACCAUACCUACAAAAUGCGGUUGGAAUUUUGGAGGAAAUGGUGGGAUUGAUUUGUUUCAUGAUACUGGGAACUCUGCUCCACCAGAUGGUGGUGCAUGUGGAGGUGGUGCAACAGAUAUAAGGUUGCGAUAUUAUGAUAUAAAUCACGCAAAUUUCAAUGAUUAUACUCUUAAUAAAUCAAUUGAAAGUAGAAUAAUCGUUGCGGGUUCUGGAGGUGGAGGAAACUCUGGAGACUGGCAUCGAUAUGGAGAACUAGAUGGAUUUGCAGGAGGAGAUAUUACCGCCGUGGAUAACCUUCCAUAUACACAUGGGGGAACUCAAAUAAGCGGAAUAUUAGGUAUCGGAAUGGAUGGAAUUACAUCAUCAGAAAAUCAAGGGGGAACUGGAGGUUGCGGCAGCGGUUAUCGAGGUGGAUAUCAAAAUUUUCCAGAUCUUAAAGUCGAUGGCAUAUUUCAUGUUGGUGGUACUGGUGGAAGUUCGUAUAUAAGUGGUCAUCCAGGUUGUGUGAGUCCAAGCGCAUCUGAAAACACACCAAUUGAACUUAGAUCGAUCCAUGGAUCAGGGAUAAUGUUCACUAACACACAAAUGAUCAGCGGAAAAGAUCUCAUGCCAAGUCCAUUCAACAACACAUUCAUACGUGGUAAUGUGGGAAAUGGAUAUUGCCGCAUCACAGUUCUUUAUAUAUCACCAGUAGAAACAUGUACAUUAUAUCAAUAUUUUAAUUUUUUUAUUAAUUUCGAAAUUUUCAUUACUUUCUCAGGAUAA
This is a messenger RNA of Trichomonas vaginalis G3, 819 nucleotides long. RefSeq names its product glycine-rich protein family. Bases 1 to 819 code for a protein of 272 amino acids. The transcript has a single exon. The record is from RefSeq and is a predicted model, not a curated record. NCBI's taxonomy places the organism in Eukaryota, Parabasalia, Trichomonadida, Trichomonadidae.